Messenger RNA from Condylostylus longicornis, 1057 nucleotides. RefSeq names its product zinc finger protein-like 1 homolog. The record is from RefSeq and is a predicted model, not a curated record. Gene Ontology annotation, cellular component: Golgi apparatus. The coding region runs from base 131 to 1048 and encodes 305 amino acids. NCBI's taxonomy places the organism in Eukaryota, Metazoa, Arthropoda, Insecta, Diptera, Dolichopodidae. The transcript is spliced from 5 exons.
UGAAAACAAACGUCACUAAAUCACUACCUGACUUGUUCUAUUAUAAAUUAAUAAAAAAACUUGCAUAGUAUCAAACAGCUCAAAUUUUUAUUGGAUAAGAUAUAAAAGAGUUUUAGAUUUUAAAUUCAUUAUGGGGCUCUGUAAAUGUCCUAAACGACAAGUAACCAACCAAUUUUGUUUUGAACAUUGUGUAAAUGUCUGUGAAAAUUGUAUGGUAACUUCUCAUCCUAAGUGUAUUGUUCAAUCAUAUUUAAAUUGGCUAAAAGAUUCCGAUUAUGUGUCAAUAUGUUCUUUGUGCAAUGGUUCUCUAGAAGAUGGAGAUUGUGUUCGUCUAAUUUGUUACCAUAUAUUUCAUUGGAAUUGUCUCAAUGAAAGACAAUCUGCUUUACUAACAACUACUACUUCAGGAACUCAUACUUGUCCUAUAUGUUUUGAGACUAUUUUUCCCCCAACAAAUUUGGUUUCACCAGUUGCUGAUAUACUUAGAACUAAGCUGAAACAAGUGGACUGGGCCAAAAAUGAUUUGGGUCAAAUAACAUUUUCCGAAAAUGCGGCUCCAAAGUCAAAUUCUCAAAUAGGACAGGCAAGUCAAGUUACGAAAAUUCAUGGAAAUGCUGAGAAAAAUAAGAAAAACAACGGAGCUAGCACGUUCUAUAAUAAUAAUAAUCAAAUAGCUUCAAAUAGUCCGCAUUCCGUUCUUUUAAUGGAUGCUUUCAAUCCACCAUCAACAUCUGCAGAUUAUUCAAAUAGCAGGCGAUCUCUUUUAUCGAGACAAUCUUCUAACGGUUUAACAGAUCGUGACGAUAACAAAUAUAGAAGGAGAACCCCAGCGGAAAUUUUUUCGCGUUGGUCUAGAAGAUUUUACGCACCAUCAUCACGACCUCCUUGGAGGAGAACAUGGUUUUUGGUUUUGCUUGGCUUUCUAUCAUUUAUAAUAAUCGUCUACGUGAUGGCACAUUUUGGUCGUAGUUCUAGUAGUAAUGAAUCCAGUGAUUAUUGGGAUAAUCCAAAUCCUAAACCAAUGCAAGUGCAAAAUGAUCAUUAUUAAAAUUAUUUU